UCCGAGCAACUUGAUGACAGAGUUUCUGGUGGGCGACCGCUGAUGAGGUCCGCCAGUAUGGGCACCGGGGAUUACCUCUGCGUUACUGUGCGUGGAGGAGCGCCCUGGGGUUUCACUUUGCGACAGGGCAAUGAGUUACACCAACCUCUGCUGGUCUCUCAGGUGGACAGUGGCGGGCGUGCGGCCCUGGCGGGGCUGUGCGAGGGAGACGAGGUGGUGUCACUGAACGGGGAGCCCUGCGCUGACCUCACCCUCAGGGACAGCAUGGACAUCAUGGAUGCCUCCGGGGAAAACCUGCAGCUGCUCGUCAAACGGUGUGUUGUUCGUGACUCUCCGGACCUGGACUCGGAGCAGGCCUAUUUUGAGGAGACAGAGGCUGUUAAGGAAGGCCUGGAGAGUACUACCCUGGAAAUCUACCCUGGAGGAUCACAUUCUCCGAGGGAGCUAUACAUCUCUGAGUCCCAGGACGAGGCCUACUAUGGGGAGACAGAGAGCGAUACAGACCAGCCAAGGGGCAGGUCCCGGGCCCAGGAGGGCGUGGAACCUGUGGAGCGCAGCAGUUUGGAAGCCCCCUGCCGAGGUCGCACCUUUCGGGGGGUUGCACCUGGAGCCGUGGUGGAACUCCAGCUCUCCUUUUCUGACCACAGCCUGGACGAGCCCAGAGCUUCGCUGAGACCGGACGCAGUCGCCCCUCACAGGGAGAGCAGCUGUGACUUGGACUCCGGGGGCUCCAAAACCGAGCUCCUGUACAGCCUCCGCUCAUCCAGGGAGCCCCUGGGUCAGCGAGGUGAGCUGCUCAGCUCGUCCUCCUCCCUGGGCCAGGUGGAGGUGACCCUGCAGCACCCUGGGAAGGGCCGGCAGAGGGAGGAGGACGAGGAGGAGGAGGAGGAGGGGGCAAGUGGGCGUGUCCUUCCCCGGGAAGAAGGAGGGCUCGUGGAGGCACCUCCCGCCUGUGUCUCCUUUGGAAUUUCAGCAGAGGGGCCCGAGCCGGCAGAGGAGUGGGACUCGGAGACCGAGAGGGACCUCGGCAGACCCAACAAGCACAGGGCGAGGCACGCGAGGCUCAGGCGCAGUGAGAGCCAAUCGGAGAAGCAAGUGAAGGAGGCAAAGUCUAAAUGUAAGCGUAUCGCCUUGCUCCUGACCGCCGCGCCCAACCCCAACAACAAGGGGGUGCUUAUGUUCAAGAAGCACCGGCAGAGGGCCAAGAAGUACACCCUUGUGAGCUACGGAACGGGCGAGAACGACCCCGAGGACGAGUACGAGGACGAAGACCAGGACGAGCAGGACGAGGCGCUUGAGAUCACCCUACUGGCCACCAGCGAGUCGGAGCUCGACGAGGACUUCUUCGCGAAUGCCCAGGGCCGCGGCGGCGUAGUGACGUACGACUGGGACACCGGACUGCUCGAGGUAGAGAAGAAGCUUGACGCCCAGGGAGGGAUGGAACGCCUGCCCGAGACAAAGGGCAAAGGGGCCCUGAUGUUUGCCAAGCGCCGGCAGAGGAUCGACGAGAUCACGGCCGAGCACGAGGAGAUGAGGCGGAAGGGGAUACCGGUCGAGGGGCUGCAGGAGGCUGAGAACGCCAUGGUUGCAAAGUCCCAGCAGAUCGAGGGGGGCUCCUCCAUGCAGCCCGCUGUGAGCCCCACCACCCAGGCCUACAUGGACGUGAACAUGCAGCAGCUCCAGCAACAACAGCAGCAAGAACAGCAGCAGCUGCAGCAGCAGCAUUAUCUCCAGCAGCAACAGAUGCAACAAUACCCACACAGUGUGAAUGGUAUGGUCCUCCAGCAAGCCAAUGAAACGCCGAGGUCCCUUGUCCCCAACAGGACGGCUAAGCCCUUCUCGGGAGUCCAAAACAGAGUGCCUGCACCCUUUUCGCCCACGAGAAGUGUCACCAGCCCAGUGUCACCGGGAUACCCAGAAAACAAGUACCGUGUGGUCCAGCCACCCGCUCCCGUGAACGCACGGCCCCAGGUCUGGUCACCAACCGGGGAGCUGAUUGCCUCCCGAGAUGAGCGCAUCUCUGUGCCAGCAAUCAAGACCGGGAUACUACAUGACACGAGAAAGAGGGGCACAGCCAAAGCGCCUUCCAGCAUGUUGCCAAAUCCACAGCUUCCUCAAAAGGGAGAGUUAGCCUCAGAGGAGGACUACCUUAGCCUUGGGGCUGAGGCCUGCAAUUUCUUGCAGACCCCGACUGUCAAGUACAAGACCCCUCCACCUGUUGCGCCAAAGCCCACCAUCAACCCGGCUGCGCCACCGUGGGCCACCGAGAACACUGCCCAAGUGCCCCUGCUUCUUGCGCAGAACGAAGUCCCUGCAGCUGCCCUUGGUCCCGCUGUGGUCACCGCUCAGACUCGCUCCCCACAGCCACGUGUGGCGAUGGGCUCCUGGACUCCGCCCGAGCCUCAGAUUCAACCUCGGUCUCCGGCGCCAGGCUGGGCCCCCGCUCAGCUGCAGGCCCAGCCGCAGCCCGCUGUGAACGCCUGGACCCCGCAGCCCCAGCUGGCUCCCGUGAGUACCACAGCUCCGACCCAGCCCCACGCAGCACCUCGCCAGCCCGCGAAGCCAUGGAAUAAGCCGCGAGGCGCCACUCAUUCCAUGGUCUCCCGGCCAGCGAACUCCUACCCGCACGCAGCGAGGGCCCAGUCCGCCUACACCGCGGAUGAGAUCUCCUCCGAGAAGCCGGCCAUGAAAGGGAGAGGCGCAGAGCUGUUCGCCAGGAGGCAGGCCCGCAUGGAGAAGUUUGUGGUGGAUGCCGAGACGGUGCAGGCUAACAAGGUCAAACCCUCGUCACCUACCCCUUCUUUGCCGAGCUCAUGGAAAUAUUCACCCAAUGUCCGAGCUCCCCCUCCUCUGUCAUACAACCCCAUCCUGUCCCCCUUCUACCCCCCUGCCGCAGCUAAGCAGCCCCCUCCAUCUGCCCCCUCAGAAAAGGCUAAGAGCAAGGCUAAAUCAGCACCACCCCCCAGACAUCUUAAUGUCUUGGAUGUCAUGAAACAUCAGCCCUACCAGCUGAAUUCCUCCUUAUUUACAUAUGAGCCAAAUGUCGAAGCAAAGAGCCCUUCACCUAAACCUGCCUCUACCCCUGAUCUUGCCCCUGCCCACAUCCCUACCCUCACCCCUUCCCCUACCCCGGCCCAAGCCCCUGGUCCACCCUCUGUCAAGUCCACUGGACCGGUAAGUGUUCCAUACCCUUUUGCCAAAGAGCAGUCUCCACCACCCGCUGUGCAUGAUGGUCCCAUCUGCCAAGCUCCUGCCAACCCUCAACACCCACCCCCAAGCACCUACGCUGUUCCUAGCUUCCCGCCGCCCUCGAAGGCUGAAUCCUUCACUGGAGCUGGAGUGCUAUCGGCCCCACGUCCUAAGUUCUCUGCGAAAAAGUCGGCGCUAACAACCAAGGCCUGGAAGCCGGUUGUCAUGGGGCAGUAAAGACAUCACUGGAGGGGCUCUGCACGCUUUGCUUGAUGUAGCAGGCACUGAAGUGAAGCGUAUAAAUGUAGCCUCUUUCCUACAUUCUCCAGGAAGUGGCAUGCAGGCUUUGCUUCCUUAGCCGCAGCCCUGAUUCAGAUUAUUAUUAAAUGAAAAGUAGGGCACAUUCUUCAAUCUCAACAGCUGAGAAUCUUUGUAAAUGCUGAGCUAUAAGCUUCUUGUCAUUCUUGUCACUUGUUGAUUAGCGAAAUGCAAAUAACUGAAAAAUUUAGAUCAGACCUAAUUUGAGGUUAGUCACCCAUGAACACCUUAAAUAGCCUCUAGUUUCAGAAAAUAGCUUUCUGCAUCUUUCUUCAGUUCACACUGAAACAAAUUGUAGCAUUAGAAUUGUUUUUUGUGUACCAUUGUAGCUUUUAAACUUUAAAGGAUUUGUUCUUUCUCUGGAAUACUGUUGCCUAACAGCUGAGAUACUUUUUGUCUUAAUUUUGUAUAUUGAAUACAAAAGCUAAUACUGCAGCAGCUUAACUAUUUACAGAGGCCUGAAGCAUUGAACACUUUACUGCAAGCACGAAAGAGCAAACUUUCCUGCACUUAAAUGCAGCUCAACAGAAGCAUAAAUGACACGUGUUUACUUCGUGAAUCAUUGUUGAUUCAUAAGAAUGAUUUUGAGAUAUGACUGUCAUAUUAGUGAAUCUUCUCUGUGACUUUGCCAAAAGAUUGUGCCAAGAAAGUUUGAGAAAUGUGAGGACGCUAAUACUGGUAAAGGGAAAAGUCAGCUUUUGCUAAUGAACAGGUAAGAGGGAGAGUUACUAAAAAUUGCUUGAUUUAACCCCAAAAUAUGCAGAAAGCGAACGUAAGCACUACGAAAUAUUGAAUUCAUAGUAAGUGCACAAUACGUGACAUAAUUCAGGACCUGAAAUGUUUGGCACCUCGACAUAAAUCAAAAACAUAACAGAUUGGAAAUUGCUAGUAAAAGAAAUGUCAUACUCUUUAAUGAAUCAGUCUAAACUGGAGAAUGUGCAUGGCUAGUUUUUUCUGUCCUCAUCACGUCAGCAUUGACAGGAUUAUUGCAAUGACAUAAACUGGAGGGGAAGAAGCAAAUGUUACUACAGUAUGUGGGUUAUAUUUAAAGCUGACUUCCAGGACAAGAUAAAACAAAUUGCACAGUAGACUAGUAGAACAGUACUCUGGAAACAGAGAAUGUAUAGUAAUAUUGAUUAACCAUUUACUGGCUAUGUGAAGGGACAAAAAAAUGUUCUGCUUAGUUUAAGUAUCAAAAUACGUUACAUUACAACGGAAAGCAUAUGUUCACUGUACUUGGCUUCAGACAGCAGAGAGAAUGUUACUGUAGAAUGUUAUGAUAGAUAAAGCUUUAGCAAUUUUACAUUGCUAAAGGGUGGAUUACUGCAUAUUGACUGCAAAGCCACAAAAAAGAAUGAGCAACUGACGUUAGGCCAAGGAGAUGGAAAACAUUUGAAGGAAUACGCUCCCUCUUUGUGUGUAGAUCUGAGAGAGGUUUUUCGGUCUGUUUCUACUUGUUUACUGUCUUGAACCUUUUGUGGGCUGUGCCAUUUUGUUUUCGCUACCUUUAACGCAAUACUCCACAAUUACACUGACAGCAAUGAGGAUUGUGAUCUCUUGUUGCUGUUGUGGCCUGCAGCCAAUCACACUUUCAUGUCAGCCCACCAGGAGAGGCUUCACUGUGAUCUUUGUGUUCAAACCCGACUGGCACCUUCCCGUCUGUCCUCUUUUCACACCUUCUGUUAUUUUCAUAGUGUUUUACUAACCACGAUGGAAGGCACAAUUCGCUGAAGUGAAAGGUCAAUUCUGCAGAGACACAAUAUCUUCUAACGGAAUCGGUGUUGAGUAGGAGUUUGAAUUAAACAGAGUUAAAGGAGUUAAACAGGAACCAGCAUCCAGGGUGAGCUGCACAGCUUUCAUUUGACACAACAUUUAUGUAUGCAGUUGGAUUUGAACUGCAUAAAACCUGACGAAACACAAAUACCUUACUCAAAUGGCCUGCUAACCUUGAUCCAAACCUGAUCGGAAGUCCAGUUCCCAAAGCACUACUCAGCACUGCCACUAUGAAUAGCCCGGUCAUAGAAAGGCUAGAAGAAGCACAGUGAGUUUGGCCCUAGCCAUCGUGGUUUCUAAUUCUUCUUUCUUUCAUGUUUUUCUUUCCAUGAUGCACUCUGUACUCUUCAUCACUGUACUAUUAAAGAUCUCCUUUAUCUGUU
Molecule: messenger RNA, 5663 nt
Organism: Megalops cyprinoides (Indo-Pacific tarpon)
Lineage: Eukaryota; Metazoa; Chordata; Actinopteri; Elopiformes; Megalopidae
Product: synaptopodin-2-like
Exons: 4
Coding region: 43-3426 (1127 amino acids)
Biological process (GO): positive regulation of actin filament bundle assembly
Cellular component (GO): actin cytoskeleton; nucleus; Z disc
Molecular function (GO): actin binding
Source: RefSeq, a predicted model, not a curated record